CGGACUUAGACCGCGGAUUCUCGGCACUAAAGCAGCAGCCUCUCCGAAGCUCGUCUCGUAAAGCCCUUCGUUACUCAUUCUCUCUAAGCCGUCGUGCCCUCGCCUAUCAGAUCGAGAUCCUACCCCACUCCCGCCUGCGCGUGCCGCAGCCUUGCCAAACGUGACCCAUAGCCCGUCAUCACGUUUCAGAGAUUACAAGAGCACAAGAGCAAGAACCGUCCGUCUUGGCGCCAUGGAGCAAACCAAGGCCUUGAAUGCUUUGGAGCCGUUCCUCGCCCUCUCAAAGUCAGCUACCUCCCCCCGAGCCGCCGCCGAUCUCGUCACCCGCGCAACUUCAGCUCCAAACACCUUCCUCUUCGCCGAGCUUCUCCAAACACCGCAGAUCCAGGCCCUGGCAGCCAGCCCGGAAUUCACCUCAUACCUGACGCUGCUCCAAAUCUUCUCCUACGGCUCCUACGGGACAUACAAUGCCACGCCCAACCUACCCGCACUGAACGACACCCAGACCCUCAAGCUCCGACAGCUCUCGCUGCUGUCCCUAGCUAGCGAUCGAUCAAGCCUAUCAUACGAUGCAUUGCAAAACGCGCUAGGUCUUUCCUCGGUACGAGAGGUGGAAGACCUCGUCAUCACUGCCAUCUACGCCGGCCUCUUACACGCCACUCUCGAUCCUGCUCGCCAGGCCAUUCAAGUGUCAAGCAUCGCCCCCCUCCGCGAUCUCGCUCCCGGCACGAUCCCAGAUAUGAUUGGUGCCUUACAAAACUGGGCUGGUCGUUGCCAGUCUACUCUCGGGGAUCUUGAGGAGCAGAUCAAAAGCAUUCGCGAGGCCGCCAUCUCACGGGAGACAGAUAAGCGAGCCUCAGACAAGAAGUUGCAGGGAUUGAUGGAGAGCAUGGGCGAGUUCGACAAAGGGCUCUCGGUUUAUCAGAGGGACAAUCUCACUCGGAGAGGCAUCAAUAAGCGUACCAUGGCUGAUCCCCUAGGCUCAGCUGCCGCCGACGAGACGAUGGACCUUGAUGAUUUAUUGGGGGUGGAAGACCCGGCCAAGAGGGCUAGCAAGAGGAAACUGUAGCAAAAGUAGAGACACAACGUUGGUACAAUAAGCGGCAAUUGGACUUCCAAUGCGAUAUGAAUUUUGAUAGUCACGAAAGAAUACGAUAUAAUACACGA
Messenger RNA from Trichoderma virens Gv29-8, 1167 nucleotides. RefSeq lists its product as uncharacterized. The coding region runs from base 233 to 1069 and encodes 278 amino acids. The record is from RefSeq and is a predicted model, not a curated record. NCBI's taxonomy places the organism in Eukaryota, Fungi, Ascomycota, Sordariomycetes, Hypocreales, Hypocreaceae. Gene Ontology annotation, cellular component: COP9 signalosome. The transcript is spliced from 2 exons.